AUGGGUGAUGAUGAGUGGGCCCAGAUGUCCACGGCACGGAGUAGGAGUGGGCUUUUGAUACCAGUUCUGGUUUAUAUAAUGGUCCAGCCCUGCCUUGAAUGUGUGUGCUUGGCUGCAAAUUUAUCAAUCACCUUCUUGAAGGUUCUUCUCUGGUUGAUCCUGCUGGGACUGUUUGUGGAACUGGAAUUUGGCCUGGCUUAUUUUGUCCUGCCCUUGUUCUACUGGAUGUAUGUCGGGACACGAGGUCCCGGGGAGAAGAAGGAGGGAGAGAAAAGCGCCUACUCUGUGUUCAACCCGGGCUGCGAAGCCAUCCAGGGCACCCUGACUGCAGAGCAGUUAGAGCGCGAGUUACAGCUUAGACCCCUGGAGGGGAGAUAGGAGCAGCUCUGCUGCACGCCUUGGCCCUCCUAGCCCUUGGCCGUGGACUUGUGGGGUUGUUCAGGCGCCCCAGACUAAGGACAGCUUGCAGGCUAGUCCUGUGACCGCACAGUUCUACCUGUUUUCCCUGAUCUGCUGCAGUUUUAUCUUUGAACUUCUCUUUGGUUUUGGUGAAAUUCCCUGAAAGAUACUCACUGUGUAUCUGAUGCAA
Molecule: messenger RNA, 589 nt
Organism: Myotis brandtii (Brandt's bat)
Lineage: Eukaryota; Metazoa; Chordata; Mammalia; Chiroptera; Vespertilionidae
Product: SAYSvFN domain-containing protein 1-like
Exons: 1
Coding region: 1-378 (125 amino acids)
Source: RefSeq, a predicted model, not a curated record